GGGGGCGGGCGGCCCGCGGCUACAAGAGCGGCGGGGGCGGCAGCACCGCGCCCCUCCAGCACCGGCCCCGGCGAGCUGCCUCCCGCGCCGCAGCCAUGGGCAAGCACAACAGCAAGCUGGCCCCAGAGGUGCUGGAUGACUUGGUGAGGAGCACAGAGUUCAGCGAGCAGGAGCUGAAGCAGUGGUACAAGGGCUUCCUCAAGGACUGUCCCACUGGCAUCCUCAACCUGGAAGAGUUCCAGCAGCUCUACAUCAAGUUCUUUCCCUAUGGAGAUGCCUCCAAGUUUGCCCAGCAUGCUUUCCGCACCUUUGACAAGAACGGUGACGGGACCAUCGACUUCAGGGAGUUCAUCUGUGCCCUGUCUGUCACCUCCAGGGGCACCUUUGAGCAGAAACUCAACUGGGCCUUUGAGAUGUACGACCUCGAUGGGGAUGGGAAAAUCACACGCUUGGAGAUGCUGGAGAUAAUUGAGGCCAUUUACAAGAUGGUGGGGACUGUGAUCAUGAUGAGGAUGAACCAAGAUGGGCUGACACCCCAACAGCGUGUUGACAAGAUCUUCACAAAGAUGGACAAAGAUAAGGAUGACCAGAUCUCCCUUGAGGAGUUCAAGGAGGCAGCAAAGAGCGACCCCUCCAUUGUCCUCCUCCUGCAGUGCGACAUGCAGAAAUAGAGCCCUGGGAGCUCACCGCUGCACUGACUGCACCCAGCCUCUGCUCCUCAUGAGGAUUUCCAUCCCCAUUUUCUGCUGAGUCCCGCUGUGCUUGCUUGGCCUCAGGUUCCGUCACCCCUGCCACCCAUCUCCAUUCCUGGCUGUGUCCUGGGCAGCCCACAGUCUGUGGGCUGUAGCUCUCCCUUGAUGAGCAGAGCCUGCUCUGGGUAUUGUUGGCUUGAUGUUACCCCCAAAUCACCCCUGUCCCAUCCUGGAGCUGGACUCCCUGCAGCCAAUGACGAGUGUCCUGGCUCCCUGGGACCAACUAUUCCCAUGUCCCUGUUGCUUUCUACCUGCUUUUCCCCACUGCUCUGCCUGGCCCAUCCCCUGACCCUAACUGAAACCAGCUCUUUCCCCUUUCUGCUGUUUUCCCCUGGUUGUUUGUGAUACCUCCAGGGAGGCUGAAAAGUCCCAGGUCCUGGCCCUGGUCUUUCCUUCCCUGGCAACUCCCUGCAAGGCUGCCCAAAGCAGCCAGGGCUGGCUCCAGGGUUUAGAUUUUCUGCCUUUGCUUUCACUGCUGGGAGCAGCCAGGGUUGGUCAGGGAACAUCAGGGGAGAGAAGAAGUGUCCAAGGCUACCCUGGAUGUGGCCCAUGUCCGAUCUCGGUAGCCACCUUCCACUCCAUCACCUGUGUGAGCUGGCAGAGCAAGAGGGUAACUUCCACAACUGCCCUGGCAGUGUCUUGGAUGCUUUGUGGAGUUUCUGGGAUAUUGAAGUGAUGCCUGGGGUCCCAAAUUGGAGGCAGGGGCUGCCUGACUAUUCCACGAGCAGCCCUAGGGCAAGGUUGGAAAUGUGGGUGCCAAAGGCAUAUCCUGGUGCUGCUCCUGCUGUGUGACUACUGUGGGGACUGGUGGCUGCUGGAUUGGGGCUAUGGAGAGGCAUGGAUUGGUCUUGAACCUACUGAGCCUCCUGGCAAGGCUCUGAGGCCACAUGAAACAUCUGCCUCUUUCCUCCCCCGAUCCCAGCCUGCUGUCUCCAUCCCUCCUGCCCCAGGACAUGAAUGUUGUCACAGAUAUUUAAUCUGCAUGUUGUGGUGUUGAUGACUGUAAUAUUUGUUAAGAGAUGGUGAAGUUAUCUAUUUUUUUAAUGGAAAAAUAAACUGUCCCAAUGUGUGGUG
Messenger RNA from Cuculus canorus (common cuckoo), 1826 nucleotides. RefSeq names its product hippocalcin like 4 (gene HPCAL4). NCBI's taxonomy places the organism in Eukaryota, Metazoa, Chordata, Aves, Cuculiformes, Cuculidae. Bases 96 to 671 code for a protein of 191 amino acids. Gene Ontology annotation, molecular function: calcium ion binding. The record is from RefSeq and is a predicted model, not a curated record. The transcript has 4 exons.